GACCUGGAUGCUAAAUUUAUUAUUUCAAUGGAAAAAAAUAAAACAACAAUCACAAAUAUAAAGAUACCAGAAGGAGGAACAGGAGACCUAGGAAGAGAACGGACAAAAACAUUUACCUACGACUUCUCCUAUUUCUCAGCAGAUAGUAAAAGUCCUAUUUAUGUGUCUCAAGAAGUGGUUUUCAAAAAUCUUGGCACAGAUGUCCUUGCAUCUGCUUUUGAAGGUUAUAAUGCUUGUAUUUUUGCGUAUGGACAGACUGGAUCUGGGAAGUCCUACACUAUGAUGGGAAAUGCUGGUGAUGCUGGUUUAAUACCUAGAAUUUGUGAAGGAUUAUUCAGCAGAAUAAAUGAAAAAACAAGAUGGAAUGAAGCAUCAUUUCGAACAGAAGUCAGUUAUCUGGAAAUAUAUAAUGAACGUGUGAGAGAUCUGCUUAGGCGGAAAUCAUCAAAAACAUAUAAUUUAAGAAUACGAGAGCAUCCGAAAGAAGGGCCUUACGUUGAGGAUUUGUCCAAACAUUUAGUACAAAAUUACAGCGAUGUAGAGGAACUUAUGGAAGCAGGAAACAUAAAUCGAACCACUGCUGCAACUGGAAUGAAUGACGUUAGCAGCAGGUCUCAUGCCAUUUUCACGGUCAACUUCACUCAGGCUAAAUUUGAUGCUGAAAUGCCUUGUGAGACUGUUAGCAAGAUCCAUUUGGUAGAUCUUGCCGGAAGUGAGAGAGCAGAUGCCACUGGUGCUACAGGGGUUAGAUUAAAGGAAGGAGGGAAUAUUAACAAAUCUCUAGUUACUCUGGGAAAUGUCAUUUCUGCCUUAGCUGAUUUAUCUCAGGAUGCAACAAAUCCUCUUGCAAAGAAGAAGCAAGUAUUUGUGCCUUACAGGGACUCUGUGUUGACUUGGCUGUUGAAAGAUAGCCUAGGAGGAAACUCUAAAACGAUAAUGAUUGCCACUAUUUCACCUGCUGAUGUCAAUUAUGGAGAAACCUUAAGUACGCUUCGCUAUGCAAAUAGAGCCAAAAACAUCAUCAACAAGCCUACUAUUAAUGAGGAUCCUAACGUCAAACUAAUUCGUGAGCUGAGAGCUGAAAUAGCCCGAUUAAAAACCUUGCUCGCUCAAGGGAAUCAGAUUGCACUCUUGGAUUCUCCAACAGCUUUAAGUAUGGAGGAGAAGCUUCAGCAGAAUGAAGCAAGAGUACAAGAGCUGACCAAAGAGUGGACAAACAAGUGGAAUGAAACCCAAAAUAUUCUAAAAGAACAAACCUUAGCCCUUAGGAAAGAAGGAAUUGGUGUCGUUUUAGAUUCGGAACUGCCUCACCUCAUUGGCAUUGAUGAUGAUCUUCUCAGUACCGGGAUCAUCUUGUAUCACUUGAAGGAGGGCCAAACAUAUGUUGGCAGAGAAGAUGCUGCGACAGAACAGGAUAUUGUUCUUCAUGGCCUUGAUUUGGAAAGUGAGCACUGCGUGUUUGAAAAUCUCAGCGGUACAGUGAAUUUAAUACCACUGAAUGGAGCACAGUGUUCUGUGAAUGGAAUUCAGAUUACAGAGGCCACACAACUAAACCAAGGUGCUGUUAUAUUACUUGGGAGAACCAAUAUGUUUCGCUUUAAUCAUCCCAAGGAAGCUGCCAAACUGAGGGAAAAAAGAAAGAGUGGACUACUGUCUUCCUUCAGUUUAUCUAUGACAGAUCUUUCAAAAUCUUGUGAGAACCUCUCAGCUGUCAUGCUUUAUAAUCCAGGACUAGAAUUUGAGAGACAACAACGAGAGGAACUGGAAAAAUUAGAAAGUAAAAGGAAACUGAUAGAAGAAAUGGAAGAAAAACAAAAAUCUGACAAGGCAGAACUAGAAAGAAUGCAGCAAGAGGUGGAGUCACAGCGCAAGGAAACAGAAAUAGUACAACUGGAAAUACGAAAACAGGAAGAGAGCCUGAAACAGCGAAGCGUUCACAUUGAAAGCAGGUUAAAAGACUUGCUGGCUGAAAAAGAGAAAUUUGAAGAAGAAAGACUACGAGAACAUCAGGAGAUAGAAUUUCAGAAAACGAAACAACAGGAAGAAAUUUUUGCUAGAGUUAAAGAAGAACUGCAACGCUUGCAAGAACUUAAUAAUAAUGAAAAAGUUGAGAAAAUGCAGAUUUUCAGAGAACUAGAAAAACUUAAAAAGGAAAAAGAUGAACAGUACAUCAAGCUGGAAUUAGAAAAAAAGAGGCUUGAAGAACAAGAAAGGGAGCAGGUGAUGCAAGUGGCUCACCUAGAAGGACAGCUUCGAGAGAAACAGGUCAUGAUACAGCUACUCAAAAGAGGGGAUGUGCAAAGGGUUGAAGAAGAGAAAAGAGAACUUGAAGAUAUUAGAGAAUCUCUCUUGAGGGUCAAGGAAGCUAGAUCUGAAGGUGACGAAGACAGUGAAGAAUUAGAAAAAGCACAGCAUAAUUUUAUGGAUUUUAAAAGAAAUCAAUUAGAACAAUUAACUAUUUUGGAGAAAGACUUAUUUCAACAAAGGGAUCAUCUAGAAAAGGAAGUAGCAGAUGAACAUGAAACUCUGGAACGUUUAAAAUAUGCACACAAAGAACGGUUAACCCUCCUCAAGAAAGACGAUGAAAAUGUUGUGGAUGCUGCACUGAUGGUUGAAGAAUUUGACAAGAUAAAGCUAGCAGAAUACAGGCUCCAGUAUAAAGAGCGCCAGCUUCAAUACCUAAUGCAUAAUCACUUGCCAGCUUUGUUGGAAGAAAAACAGAGAGCUUCUGAAGUCCUUGAUAGAGGUCUGCUAGGGUUAGACAAUACUCUUUAUCAAGUUGAGAAAGAAAUGGAAGAAAAAGAAGAACAGCUUGCGCAAUAUAGAGUCAGCACUAACCAACUGCAGCAGCUCCAAGAAACAUUUGAAUUUACAGCCAACAUAGCUCGUCAGGAGGAAAAAGUUCGGAAAAAAGAAAAAGAAAUUCUCGAAUCAAGGGAAAAACAGCAGAGAGAGGCACUGGAGCAAGCAGUAGCUAAAUUGGAAAGGAGACACUCUGCUCUGCAGCGUAGUUCCACAAUAGACGUUGAAAUUGAAGAGCAAAAACAAAAACUUGCAAUUCUGAAUAGCAGCUGCAGUGAACAGGCAGGUCUGCAGGCUAGUCUAGAAGCUGAACAAAAAGCCCUGGAACAGGAUAGAGAAAGACUGGACCAGGAAAUUCAACAGCUGAAGCAGAAGAUCUAUGAAGGUGAUGGUGUACAAAAAGGGUAUCAUGGAACAGUAGAGGAGAGACUCUCUCUCACCAAUUCCCCUACCAGCCCUACAAAGUCACAGUCCCAUUUUAUUCCACUGGUUGAUGACAGAAUAAAUGCAUUAAUUGAAGAAGAAGUGCAAAGGCGUCUUCAGAAUAUUCACCACACAUCUGAAAAUAACAGUAUGGGCCUGUCUCAGUCUACAGAACUUCUAAAGGCUAGUGAAAUGCUUCAUAAUGGUACUGUUCAGCGCAAGUUGAAGUAUGAGCGGAUGAUCUGUCGCUCUCUGGGAGCAAAUCCAGAUGACCUAAAGGACCCAAUUAAAAUUAGCAUUCCGCGCUAUGUCCUUUGUGGGCAGGGAAAAGAUGAGCACUAUGAGUUUGAGAUAAAGAUAACAGUCCUGGAUGAGACCUGGACAGUAUUCAGGCGGUAUAGUCGUUUUCGAGAAAUGCAUAAAACUUUAAAGUUAAAAUACCCAGAGCUUGCUACUUUAGAAUUCCCUCCAAAGAAGCUAUUUGGAAAUAAGGAUGAAAGAGUGAUCGCGGAACGGCGGAGUCACUUAGAGAAAUACCUCAGGAACUUUUUCUGCAUGAUGCUCAAGUCUCCAUCAUCUCCGUUACACAUUGAUAAAGUUGGACCAACCCUGUCAAAACACACCAUCUGUGAGUUCUCACCAUUCUUCAAGAAAGGAGUGUUUGACUACAGCAGCCAUGGGACCAGCUAA
Molecule: messenger RNA, 3915 nt
Organism: Emys orbicularis (European pond turtle)
Lineage: Eukaryota; Metazoa; Chordata; Testudines; Emydidae
Gene: KIF16B
Product: kinesin family member 16B
Exons: 25
Coding region: 28-3915 (1295 amino acids)
Biological process (GO): microtubule-based movement
Molecular function (GO): phosphatidylinositol binding; microtubule motor activity; ATP binding
Source: RefSeq, a predicted model, not a curated record